CUCGCAAAACCCUAAACCCUGAUUAGCAGUAUAAAAUAUCCGAUAGACUGCAACUUCGAUACUCAGCAUUAGGGUUUUAGAGCUCUACUUGAUAACUCUUCUCUGCUUCCAUCAAUAUCCAGCAGCAGCAGCCAUGGUUGCACCAACUAGAGGUCGUGGUGGUGGUGGAUUCAGGGGAGGUAGAGGAGAUGGAGGAGGAAGAGGAGGGCGAGGUGGUAGAGGUGGUUUCAGUGGUGGAAGAGGGGGUUUUGGAAGUGGAGGAAGUGGGAUGAAGCGAGGAGGAGGUAGAGGAGGUAGAGGAGACAGAGGUGGAAGAGGUGGAGGAAGGGGACGUGGAGGAAUGAAGGGUGGUAGUAAGGUUGUGGUCGAGCCUCAUAGACAUGGGGGCGUGUUCAUUGCUAAGGGAAAAGAAGAUGCUCUUUGUACUAAGAAUUUGGUACCCGGUGAAGCUGUCUACAAUGAAAAGAGAAUUUCUGUUCAGAAUGAAGAUGGAACAAAGGUCGAAUACAGAGUGUGGAAUCCUUUCCGUUCUAAGUUAGCAGCUGCAAUUCUUGGAGGAGUUGAUGAUAUUUGGAUUAAACCAGGUGCCCGUGUCCUUUACUUGGGUGCUGCUUCAGGAACAACAGUAUCUCAUGUCUCAGACCUUGUUGGUCCUGAAGGGGUUGUAUAUGCUGUUGAAUUUUCUCACAGAAGUGGAAGGGACUUGGUGAACAUGGCUAAGAAACGUACUAAUGUUAUCCCCAUUAUUGAGGAUGCUAGACACCCAGCCAAAUACAGAAUGUUGGUUGGAAUGGUGGAUGUGAUAUUUUCUGAUGUUGCUCAACCUGAUCAGGCAAGAAUUUUAGCUCUGAAUGCAUCAUACUUCUUGAAAGCUGGUGGUCACUUUGUUAUCUCAAUCAAGGCAAACUGUAUUGAUUCAACAGUACCAGCUGAAGCUGUGUUUGCUCAGGAAGUGAAGAAGCUACAAGCGGAGCAAUUUAAACCAGUGGAGCAGGUUACUCUUGAACCAUUUGAAAGAGACCACGCUUGUGUUGUUGGUGCCUAUCGCGUACCAAAGAAGCAAAAGGCUGCUGCCUAGAAAAUUUAAGCUUAUGAUUUUUGUUAGUCAAUGUUUUUUCUAGGAGGUUUGUUACAAACUGUGACGACACUUGUUAUAUUUGAUGGAAGUGUAAUGGAUUUUUGAUUCUCUUAUGUUAUUGUUUAUAUAUUUUGGUUCUCUUUUUAUUCAGUA
This is a messenger RNA of Solanum lycopersicum (tomato), 1231 nucleotides long. Its product is annotated as rRNA 2'-O-methyltransferase fibrillarin 2-like. Gene Ontology annotation, molecular function: histone H2AQ104 methyltransferase activity; rRNA methyltransferase activity; RNA binding. Lineage: Eukaryota; Viridiplantae; Streptophyta; Magnoliopsida; Solanales; Solanaceae. Gene Ontology annotation, biological process: box C/D sno(s)RNA 3'-end processing; rRNA methylation. Gene Ontology annotation, cellular component: box C/D methylation guide snoRNP complex; small-subunit processome; nucleolus. The record is from RefSeq and is a predicted model, not a curated record.